AUGGCGAUGAAGAAAGCGCUUGUGGCUGCUGGCCUCUUCCUGGGGUCUGCUAAAGCCAUUACUGUCGAGGGCAUGCUUGCUGCACCUCGCAGAAGUACUGGCAGUCUCAGCCCCAAGGGAGAUCGUGCCUUGUUCUCAGAAACUAAGUUCAAUUGGACGUCCGAGAAAUCCAGCACUUCUUGGUACUUCAUUGACACCGAGUCUGGCAACAUCACAAAAGCACCUUUUGGAAGCGACGCCUCGGAAGUGGUAUGGGUCGGCGAUACGGAGGACAGCAUCCUCUACCUCAACGCUACCAACGAGGAGAUUCCCGGAGGAGUAACUCUUUAUACUGCCGAUCUCAGCGGUGACUCUUUCGAGCCAACACUGGUGGCAUCAUUGCAUGCUCCCCUCUCCGGGCUGAAGGCUGUGAAGACCGACUCAGGAAUCAACUUUGUCGGAAACUGCCUUGCCUACGAGAGCAAUGGAACCGCGUACAACCCUGAGCUCGUGACUGCACCGAAGAGUCUUGGUCAGUUGUACGACAGCAAUUUCAUAAGGCAUUGGGAUUACUACAUCACUGCCGAACGCGUAGCUGUUUUCAGCGGAGUCCUCAAUGGCGGAAACGGAACUUACAGCUAUGGAGGCGAGCUCAAGAACUUACUUUCUGGCAUGAACUACACCGUCACACGCCCCGAGAGCCCGGUGCAGGGUUCUUCGAGCGACCCAGGCGACUAUGACUUAUCUCCAGAUGGCAGCAUGGUUGCCUUCCGCACCAAGUCUCCUGAUCUUCCCAAGGCGAACUACACCGCGAGCUACAUCUAUGUUGUUCCGUUCGACGGAUCUGAGGUCGCCGUGCCAGUCAAUGGUCCUGGCACCACCGCUCCCGAGACCGCACAGGGUGCAUCUGGCGCUCCUGUAUGGUCGCACGACGGCAGCAAGCUGGCCUACACCCAACAGGAUGGUAUCGAUUAUGAGUCUGACAAGUACAAGCUCUACGUUGCUGAGAUUGAUGGCAUGAACAGCGAAGUUCGCUCAGUCGCUGAAGACUGGGAUUCCAGCCCCACCGGUCUACAAUGGAGUCCAGAUGAUGUCGACCUUUGGGUUACGUCGGAGCUGUACGCUUCUGUCCGCCUCUGGCUUGUUCCCCAAGACGCGCCAGCUGACUUCACACCCGUCAACUUCACUGGCCCCGACACUGUUCUCUCCGACUUCGCCGUUCUCCCUGACGGCAGUGCUUUUGUAUCCGCGGCCGCUUCCUGGACCAGCCGCAUGUUCUACAAGCAAUACCCUGGUCAAGACAAGCACGUUCUCUUCUCUGCCAAUGAAGUCGAUGCGGAACUUGAGGGUCUCACGUCGGACUCUGUAUCGAACUUUUGGGUUACCAACGAUGAUGGCGACGAUAUUCAGACUUUCGUCUUCUACCCUACCGACUUCGACCCGAGCAAGAAAUACCCUCUCGCAUUCAUUAUCCACGGCGGUCCGCAAUCUACUCAAGGAGACAACUGGAGCGUGCGGUGGAACCUGAGACUUUGGGCUGAUCAAGGUUUCGUUGUUACUGCCACACAAUUCACUGGAUCCCCGUCUUACAGCCAGGCCUUCACCGACAAGAUCCAAGCAAACUGGGGUGGAACUCCUUACACCGACCUUGUCAAGGUUUUCGAGCACCUCCGUGACAACGUCGAGUACGUCGAUACCGACCGCGCCAUCGCCGCCGGUGCGUCAUUUGGCUGCUACAUGACAAACUGGAUCCAGGGCCAUGACCUAGGUCGUGAGUUCAAAGCCCUUGUCUGUCACGACGGAAAGAUCAACCAAGUCGGUUCCUACGCUACCGACGAACUCUGGUUCAUUCAACGUGACAACAACGGUACUGUCUGGGAUAACCGCGAGAACUACGAACUCUGGGACCCUCUUCCUCAUUUUGUCAAUGCUAGCACACCUCAGUUCAUCAUUCACAACGAUCUGGACUACCGUGUUGUGCAGGCUGAAGGACUGCAGACUUUCAAUAUUCUGCAGAGCUUGGGCGUGCCGUCGCGCUUUUUGCACUUCCCUGAUGAGGGUCAUUGGGUUACUAGUAGACAAAACAGUUUGCUGUGGCACAACUACAUCUUCAACUGGAUCAGGUACUACGUCGGGUUGGACGAAGAACUAACCAUGGAUGGUGUUAUUACGCAGUAG
Messenger RNA from Alternaria burnsii, 2157 nucleotides. Its product is annotated as dipeptidyl-peptidase-like protein v precursor. Lineage: Eukaryota; Fungi; Ascomycota; Dothideomycetes; Pleosporales; Pleosporaceae. The coding region runs from base 1 to 2157 and encodes 718 amino acids. The record is from RefSeq and is a predicted model, not a curated record. The transcript has 3 exons. Gene Ontology annotation, biological process: proteolysis. Gene Ontology annotation, molecular function: serine-type endopeptidase activity.